AUGGCCAGCAGACCCAGCCUGUUCACAAGGGGGCUCUCGUCGCUCUCCCAGAGCGUCGAUCCCAGCUCGCCAAACGUCAGCUCGCCCGCCGAGCAACGCGAUGAUGCUAAGCGCAACCUCUUCAAGACGAUGCGGGCGUUGCCGACGCAACACUACUGGCAGUUCUGGUUCGACAAAGGCGCAAAGGAGAACGAGAAGCCCGAAGACGGCGACUACCAGGCGACGAUCGAGACCUUUGGCGAGCUGAUCGAGUCGGUCCAGGACUUCUGGCGCAUCGCCAACAACACCCCGAUAGACAAGAUCAAGAUGCGCGAGUCCAUCUACCUGUUCAAGCAGGGGUUCAAGCCCAUCUGGGAGGACCGCCGCAACUUCCAGGGCGGCAGCUGGACGUUCCGCAUCCCCAAGGCCAACGGCCCGGACUUCUGGACCCGCGUCCAGCUCAUGGCCAUCGGCGAGAAGCUGCAGGAGAGCUUGGAGGAAGGUGACCAGCUCUGCGGCGUCGGCCUGUCCGUGCGCUUCAACUCGCACCUCAUCACGAUCUGGCACCGCGACGCCUCCAAGCAGAAGUCAAUCGACGGCAUGCUCAAGGCCGUGCUCGAGGAGAUCCCGCCCGAGCUCACCCCCAAGGCGGACAACUACUUUUACAAGAAGCACGCCGAGCACGCCGGCUUCAACCCGCCGCCCGAGCUCCAGGCCGUGCUGGACUCGCAGAAGCGCGCGCAAGAGGCGGCUGCUGCCAAGGACGCUACCACGGACGAGGCUCAGCCAGCGAAGUGA
Microdochium trichocladiopsis is the source of this 777-nucleotide messenger RNA. RefSeq names its product putative translation initiation factor. The transcript has 3 exons. The coding region runs from base 1 to 777 and encodes 258 amino acids. Gene Ontology annotation, cellular component: eukaryotic translation initiation factor 4F complex. Gene Ontology annotation, molecular function: translation initiation factor activity; RNA 7-methylguanosine cap binding. The record is from RefSeq and is a predicted model, not a curated record. NCBI's taxonomy places the organism in Eukaryota, Fungi, Ascomycota, Sordariomycetes, Xylariales, Microdochiaceae. Gene Ontology annotation, biological process: translational initiation.